Hyaena hyaena (striped hyena) is the source of this 1354-nucleotide messenger RNA. RefSeq names its product CEA cell adhesion molecule 18 (gene CEACAM18). The transcript has 6 exons. The coding region runs from base 1 to 1137 and encodes 378 amino acids. NCBI's taxonomy places the organism in Eukaryota, Metazoa, Chordata, Mammalia, Carnivora, Hyaenidae. The record is from RefSeq and is a predicted model, not a curated record.
AUGGACCUUUCCAGACCUCAAUGCAGACAUUGGAGGGAGCUGGUUCUCCUGGCCAGUCUGCUGGCCUGUGGGAUCCGCCAAGCCACCAGCCAAAUUUCCAUCGACCCAGAAUCACUCAUAGGAAUCAAGGGAUUUCGGAGUGUCCUGGUCCUCCAGAAUGUCACCCAAGAUGCUCAAGAAUACAGCUGGCACCGUGGUGCAAAUGACACUGUGGAAAAUAUGAUUGUCAGCUACAAAGCUCCCUCCAAUACCUGGCAGUCUGGGCCCAUGCACAGUGACCGGGAGAACGUGACCAAGACAGGUGACCUGACCAUCAGGAGGACUGAAUUAAGCGACGCAGGGAACUAUACCGUGAGGGUGGACUUCAGCAACAGGACUGAGAGAGCAACUGGCUAUCUCUAUGUUCAAGAGUUGGAAAAGAAGCCAGACAUCUGGGCUAACACCAGCACUGUGAUAGAGUACAUGGAUUCCGUGGCCAUCAUUUGCUACACCAAUGCCACCAUUGUCAAGUGGUAUGUGAAUUAUGAACAGGUGUCCAGCAAUGACCAGAUGACAAUCUCCCCGGACUUCAAGACCCUCAUCAUCCACAAGGUCGGCCGCUAUGACAGAACACUUCAGUGUGAAACUGAAAGCAUUCCAGAGUUUCCUCGGAGAAGUGAACCUCUCUCUCUCACCGUGUACUAUGGGCCAGACAAAGUGCAGCUGAGUACCAGUCACAUCAUCCGCAAUGGUGUCCUGUCUGCUAGGAUCGGCUCCCAGGUGCGCAUGCAGUGUAUCGCCAUUUCCAAACCCAGUCCCAAGUACCACUGGAUCCACAAUGGCUCCCGCCUGAGCUUCUCAGAAGCAGAAAUCAUCCUCCCAAGUCUGGCCUGGGAGCAGAUGGGCAGAUACAGAUGCAUUGUGGAGAACCCCACGACCCAGCUGGCCAUGUACAGGGAAUUCCAGAUCCGGGUGCAUACCGCAGGUGAGUCCAGCAGCCUCUCUCUGGGGCUCACGCCCCACAACAGCUUCACCAUCUCAGGAGCCAAAGUGGUGUGGCUCAUCGUGAUAACAGUCCUUGGUGGCGUCUACAUCUGCGGGAUCCUGAUCUACGCCUUGAUCAGCCAUUUCUCCACUAGGAGACACAGAGGGGCUUGAAGAUGUUAUUCUCAUGUCCGUGAAGACAGAGACCUGGGCCACGAAUGAAGGGAUACAGACGUUUCUAGAAAAAGCAAGAAAAAUGCAUUUCUCUCCUGGAGCCUCCAGAAGGAACUCAGCCCUGCCUGCCAGCGCCUUGAUUUUAGCCCAGUGAACCCCACUCUGGACUUGUGACAUCUGGAGGUGUAAGAUGAUAAAUGUAUGCUGUUGUAAGGCA